AUGAUAUACGCAAUUAGUACGGGUGUUGUUACGAGUGCAGUAGCGAUAUCGGUGAUCAUCGUGCUUAUCUUACAACCCUCCAACUUGAUCUACCUCUCCAUUUUCGAAGCCGGAGCGAAUCUGUAUGCCGUCUCAGUAUUGGCAAGGCUCAACUCGCGAACGCCCAAAAGAACAUCCUCGCCGAUCAAUAUCGUCGGUGAUGACGUUGAAUCGAAUUUCUUGACUACCUUUCGGGCUGCAAUUAGGGAAACAGGUACUAACACGGCUGAAACUUCCUCUACGGAGCAAAGUUCUGGAAAAAGCCAAGCUCCAAAUAAACUACCAGCCGAGAUGUCAGGGGAAACUUCUCGGUAG
Marasmius oreades (fairy-ring Marasmius) is the source of this 354-nucleotide messenger RNA. RefSeq lists its product as uncharacterized. The transcript is spliced from 6 exons. Lineage: Eukaryota; Fungi; Basidiomycota; Agaricomycetes; Agaricales; Marasmiaceae. Bases 1 to 354 code for a protein of 117 amino acids. The record is from RefSeq and is a predicted model, not a curated record.